Molecule: messenger RNA, 456 nt
Organism: Aspergillus steynii IBT 23096
Lineage: Eukaryota; Fungi; Ascomycota; Eurotiomycetes; Eurotiales; Aspergillaceae
Product: V-type proton ATPase proteolipid subunit
Exons: 6
Coding region: 1-456 (151 amino acids)
Biological process (GO): proton transmembrane transport
Cellular component (GO): proton-transporting V-type ATPase, V0 domain
Molecular function (GO): proton-transporting ATPase activity, rotational mechanism
Source: RefSeq, a predicted model, not a curated record
AUGGCGGACAGCGAGUUCGCGCCCAAGUUCUCCCCCUUCUUCUCGUUUACAGCGAUGGGAGCCGCGUAUGGAACCGCAAAGGCUGGAAUUGCCAUUUCGGGUGUUGGAACAUUCAGGCCGGAUCUGAUCAUGAAGUCUUUGAUUCCCGUGAUCAUGUCCGGUAUUAUCGCGGUAUACGGGCUUGUUGUUGCCGUCGUUAUCCACGGUGACCUGGACCGGGACCAUAGUCAGGCUCUGUAUACGGGCUUCAUGCACCUUGGAGCGGGGUUGUCUGUUGGAUUUACCGGAUUAGCCGCUGGCUACGCCAUUGGAAUUAUUGGAGAUGCGGGCGUGCGCGCAUACAUGCAACAAUCCCGCGUUUACGUCGGAAUGAUUCUCAUUCUUAUCUUUGCGGAAGUGCUUGGGCUCUACGGCCUGAUUGUUGGUUUGAUUCUCAACUCGAAGUCCAGGGCUUGA